UUGACAAAGCAAGUUUUCGUUUGUAAAUUUUAUUCUUGUUUCCGAAUUUGUUCCUUUAAAUCAUGAAUAUAACAAUGAAGUUCUCUUUAAAUACUGUAUAGAUGUGUAGGACGUAGGUUUAAGUAACACAAGAGUUAUCUAUAACAAAAGCUUAGGCUUUAGUGUUAACUGAACCAAACUUAUAACUAAAAUGACUCUCGCAGAGUUUUUCAGUUGUUCCCUACUUGCCUUCGGGCCCCCUUUUGCGAUGUUUGCGCUGACAAUCGCAAACGACCCGGUGCGGAUUAUCAUCAUGAUUGCUGCAGCCUUUGGGUGGCUCGUAUCGUUUUUAAUGUCGUCACUAAUCUGGUUCGCAGUGAGCCCCUUGCGAUCGUACUUAGCCUUUGGAAUGGUGUUUGCAAUAAUAAUGCAGGAAGCUUGUCGCUAUGGAAUGUACUUGCUACUACGAAAGACAGAAGCUGGUCUGAAGGAGAUCUCCGAGAACCAUGAGAUUUGUAGCAACAAACUUGAGAUGGCAUAUGUCUCUGGGCUAGGCUUUGGCAUUAUGAGUGGGGCUUUUGCCCUUAUCAAUGUUCUAGCUGACUCAGUAGGGCCAGGCAGCGUUGGCCUCCAUGGUGGAACAGAGUACUUCUUUGUCACAAGUGCAGCAAUGACUCUGUGCAUGAUACUUCUCAACACCUUCUGGAGUGUCAUCUUCUUUAAUGGACUAGACAACAAAAACUAUGCUAAAAUUGUAUGGGUCAUUGGUUCACACUUCUUUGUGUCAGGUCUUAGUUUGCUCAACAAGAAGGAGUUGUACGUAGUAACGAUUUUACCGUCAUAUAUUAUACUCAUUAUAACAAUUGUGAUAGCUUUCAAAUGUGCGGGAGGAUCAAGCAAAGGACUCAUUCAAAGCUUUACUGGCCGGCCAUAGAAAGGCAUUCCUUUAGACCAGCCUAGAUAAACAAUUCUAAGGUACCCACUAUUAUGUUAGAGGAAAAUAGACAAACCCUUGCCUCUAACGAAACCCAGAAAAUAUCGUGAAAUGGUAAUUGGUAUUGAAUGCACCCUUAAUGUGAUAAUACAUAAACAUUGUUUGCUUAGUUUCAACUUUGGUUGUGUUCACCUUGUAAACUUGGAAUCGUGAAAACAAAAUCCUGUUUUUCAGAAGUGGGAUAAUUUAGUGUACUGAAAUAUUUGACAUUUCGGCUUAAAGCUUUAUUUGUAUUUAUUAUAAAUAACUUACAAUAUGACAUCAUAUAAUAUACGUAACCCAUUUGCAAAAUGAUGAAAUAUAAAUUAAAAUCUAAAUAAUACUAAUGUUAUAGCAUCAAAAAGUAUGUCUUCAGGUAUGUUUGAAAAUGCUACUGAUAUAAAAAAUAUUGUAUAAAAGAGAGUAAUUAAGCAGCAAUUGUUGUAUAUCUUCAAUAAGAUGUUCUAAUAAUCGUUAAAGCCCGCCGUUCCGCAUUAGAGCGGCAUCACGGGUCUUUGCUCAAAAAUUCGUCUAUCCUAUGACCUGUGCCCAACUGUGGAGAAAUAAUAAGUUGAGGAUCAUGAAUAGAAUGAAAUGAAUGCAACAAAAUACUGUAAAAUUAUUAUUAUUGUUUAGUUUGUCUUUAACCUUUGUAUUUGUAACAUGGGUGCAUGAAUGUAUUAAUGCUAUACUUAAUAUGAAUAAACUGUAAAGUUGGUCGCACAUUACGAGCUGAUCAAAACUACAA
Molecule: messenger RNA, 1700 nt
Organism: Pararge aegeria (speckled wood butterfly)
Lineage: Eukaryota; Metazoa; Arthropoda; Insecta; Lepidoptera; Nymphalidae
Gene: aph-1
Product: gamma-secretase subunit Aph-1
Exons: 4
Coding region: 191-913 (240 amino acids)
Biological process (GO): protein processing; positive regulation of catalytic activity; Notch signaling pathway
Cellular component (GO): endoplasmic reticulum; membrane; gamma-secretase complex
Molecular function (GO): protein-macromolecule adaptor activity
Source: RefSeq, a predicted model, not a curated record